Molecule: messenger RNA, 1905 nt
Organism: Prosopis cineraria
Lineage: Eukaryota; Viridiplantae; Streptophyta; Magnoliopsida; Fabales; Fabaceae
Product: cytosolic Fe-S cluster assembly factor NBP35
Exons: 4
Coding region: 529-1596 (355 amino acids)
Biological process (GO): iron-sulfur cluster assembly
Cellular component (GO): cytosol
Molecular function (GO): ATP binding; ATP-dependent FeS chaperone activity; 4 iron, 4 sulfur cluster binding
Source: RefSeq, a predicted model, not a curated record
UCACCUGUCCCACUCGGCCACUUCCUUUGCCUCUCGAUCUCUCAAUCUCCAUCUUUGUCCCACUCUCCCUCCCUGGCUUCGCCUCUCCGUCGCCUGUUCCUCUCGGCACUCAAUCUCUCAAUCUCCAUCUAUCGCUCAUGGCUCACCCACACACGACGUCGUUUAUUGCGUCAUUAGCUAUCUGUGCUCGUGACUUGUAUCCAGAAAGGCAGGAAUCUCGCUAAAUCUCAGUCUCAGUCAGCUGCGAUUCACAAGCAAAAGAGGAAAAUUUUGCAUCAGGGCUUUUAUCUAUGCAGUGUUAAACACAAUUGAAUCGGGUCAAGCCAAACCGGAUCAAUGAAGGCCGACCCAAGCCGUUUUGACGGCUUUGCACGCGCCGUUUAGCUUAGGUUUCUCCAGAGCAACGACGCCGCUUUUAAAGUAAACUCCUCCACGGAACCUCCCAUUGUGGUCUCUUCUGAUCUUUUGCAGAAUAUAUAGAAGGACAAUUGCUAUACCAAUUUGAAGUACGAGACUGCAGGAGUCGCCAUGGAGAAUGGAGAUAUUCCAGAGAAUGCCAACGAGCAUUGCCCAGGCCCUCAAUCUGAGUCUGCAGGAAAAUCCGACGCCUGCGAAGGAUGCCCCAAUCAACAAAUUUGUGCCACUGCUCCUAAAGGACCUGACCCAGAUCUUGUAUCCAUUGCAGAAAGAAUGGCUACUGUGAAGCAUAAGAUAUUGGUUCUAUCAGGCAAGGGAGGAGUUGGCAAGAGCACUUUCUCUGCCCAGCUGGCAUUUGCUUUAGCAGCAAUGGAUUUUCAGGUAGGUCUUCUUGACAUUGAUAUUUGUGGUCCAAGCAUUCCGAAGAUGCUAGGCCUAGAAGGGCAAGAGAUACAUCAGAGCAACCUUGGCUGGUCUCCUGUCUAUGUGGAGUCCAACUUGGGGGUCAUGUCAAUUGGGUUUAUGCUUCCUCACCCUGACGAAGCUGUCAUAUGGAGGGGUCCACGCAAAAAUGGGCUUAUCAAGCAGUUUCUUAAGGAUGUUUAUUGGGGGGAGCUUGAUUUUCUUGUUGUUGAUGCUCCUCCUGGUACCUCAGAUGAGCACAUUUCAAUUGUCCAGUGCCUUGAUGCCACUGCAAUAGAUGGUUCAAUCAUAGUUACCACACCUCAACAAGUCUCCUUGAUUGAUGUGAGGAAGGAGGUGAGUUUUUGCAAGAAAGUUGGGGUGAAGGUUCUUGGGGUUGUCGAGAACAUGAGUGGUCUUUGCCAACCUAUCACCGAUUUCAAGUUUAUGAAGAUGACAGACGCAGGCGAGCAGAGAGAUGUCACAGGGUGGGUUUGGGAGUAUUUGAGAGAGAGAGCACCAGAAAUGCUAAAUUUGAUUGCUUGCAGUGAAGUGUUUGACAGUAGUGGUGGGGGAGCAACAAAGAUGUGCAAUGAAAUGGGGGUGCCUUUUCUUGGUAAGGUUCCAUUGGAUCCGGAGCUUUGUAAGGUAGCUGAAGAAGGCAGAUCUUGCUUUGCUGAUAAAAAUUGCAGCGUGAGCGCUCCAGCAUUGAAGAAGAUUAUCGAGAAAUUGAUGGAAAAUCAGGGCCUAUCAACGUCUACUAACAGUGUUGCAUAGGGGAUUUGCUUUGACAGGUGAUGCAUAUAAAAGUACUUAAUUUAAUCCAAUGGAUUUGCAUGCCCUUGUAUUUGAUAUGAUGGCGAGGAACUUUCGAAUAUGAGGUUUUUAGCUGUUCGAUUACAGGACUAGGUUACUCAAUACGGAUAAUGUGAGAUUUCUCCUGUUGAUACUAGCUUGCCAGUUUUUAUGGCCCGUUUGGUUCAUGGAUAUGAUUGUAAUGUAAUAGUAGGGAAUGCAAUGUUGAUUGCAUUGAGUUUGUUUGGUAUGUUUCUGUGGAUCUUAAAUGAAUAUAAUUAAUUUUUUGUA